AUGACGAGCGUUUCGAGCGUCAAGGAAGCUGUCAAGGAGAGCCUGGUUGGCGCUGAAGAGCCUGCGCAGCUCUCGGCGCAAACCAAGGCUCGCUUCAGCACUCAUGCGAUCAAGGACCCUGAGACGGGCGAGCUGUACUUGGGGCCCGACCAGUUCAUCAGCGCCAUUGCGCCCAAGGACGAGGACUAUCACAAGAUCAAGCGGGAGCAGUACUCGAUCCUCUUUGGCGUCGCCGACAGCAAGGGCACCGGCAGAGUUUCCUUGACUGAUUGGAGCGUCUUCGAGAACCUCCUCCUCAAGCCCGAUGCCGAGUACGAAAUCGCCUUCCGAUUGUUCGACGUCGACCGGACCGGCAUCGUCAAGUACGACGACUUCAAGCGCCUCUACGAACUCAACAAGGGACCGGAUAACAUUCCCUUCGACUGGGACUGCGAGUGGGCCAAGCUGUACAUUGGUACGAAUAAGAACCGCCACAACCUAAACUAUGCGCAGUUCUCACAGUUGCUGCGAGGCCUUCAGGGCGAGCGCAUCAGACAAGCUUUCCACCGCUUCGACAAGGAUGGCGAUGGUUAUAUCAACCCGGAGGACUUUGAGCGCAUUAUCCGCGAGACGGCAAGACACAAGCUCUCGGACCAUCUGCUGGAAAACCUGCACACCCUGUGCAACAUCUCGGCUAGCAGCAAGGUGUCUUAUGCCAACGUGCGGGCUUUCCAGAACAUCAUCAUGGAGAUGGACAUGGUUGAGCUGAUUCUGCGCCGGGCUGUUUCAAAAACCAAGGAUGGCAAAAUUACCAGAUCAGAGUUCAUGAACGAGGCGGCUGGCAUCACGCGAUUCGCGCUCUUCACGCCCAUGGAGGCUGAUAUUCUCUUCCACUUUGCAAGCUUGGACGAGCCUUCUGGACGACUGGGUCUUCGUGACUUUGCCAAGGUCCUGGACCCUUCUUGGCGGAAUCCCAUGUACGAUGCCUUGGAUACCGCCAGCCACGCGGUUGACAAGGUCGCUUCCAAGGGUGGCGCGGUGUUGCAUCAAGUCCUUGAGUCUGCAUACAACUUCGGUCUGGGUAGUGUGGCUGGUGCCUUUGGUGCUUUCAUGGUGUAUCCCAUUGAUCUUGUCAAGACCCGUCUGCAGAACCAGCGUGGAGCGGUGCCCGGACAGCGCCUAUACAAGAACUCGAUUGAUUGCUUCCAAAAGGUCGUUCGCAACGAAGGUUUCCGUGGCCUUUACUCUGGUGUUUUGCCGCAGCUUGUUGGUGUAGCGCCGGAGAAGGCCAUCAAGCUGACUGUCAACGACUUGGUGCGAGGCCGCUUGACAGACAAGACAGGAAACAUUCCCUUGUGGGCUGAGAUUCUUGCUGGUGGUACCGCUGGUGGAUGUCAAGUAGUCUUCACAAACCCUCUUGAAAUUGUCAAGAUCCGUCUGCAAAUUCAAGGAGAGGUCGCCAAGACUGUCGAGGGCACGCCCAAGAGAUCAGCCAUGUGGAUUGUCCGCAACCUCGGUCUGAUGGGUCUGUACAAGGGUGCCUCUGCCUGUUUGCUGCGAGAUGUACCUUUCUCCGCCAUCUACUUCCCCACUUAUAGCCAUCUCAAGAAGGACUUCUUUGGCGAAUCACCGACCAAGAAGCUCGGUGUCUUGCAGCUCCUGACGGCUGGUGCCAUUGCUGGUAUGCCUGCGGCGUAUCUGACAACGCCUUGCGAUGUCAUCAAGACUCGUCUCCAAGUGGAGGCCCGUAAGGGAGAGGCGACGUACAAUGGUCUGCGACACGCCGCGCAGACCAUCUGGAAGGAGGAGGGAUUCACGGCCUUUUUCAAGGGCGGCCCCGCUCGUAUCUUCCGAUCAUCACCCCAGUUCGGUUUCACCCUAGCCGCAUACGAAGUGCUGCAGAACGUGCUGCCCAUGCCUGGAACAGCCUCAAAGGACAAGUCGCAUGCUAGCAUGGCGGAUGCUUUGUCCACGCUCAGGUCUAAGCAGCUCGACUCCAGCCCCUUUGCUCGCAGCAGAAAUGCGCUGAAGAUCAUCCUGGAUCUCGACGAGGACUUUGGCAAGGUCAAGCUGCCCAACGAGAGAGGCUGGAAGUCUCUGCCCAAGAUCAUUGGAGGUGGCGGCCAAGCAGCGGCGCAAUAA
Trichoderma gamsii is the source of this 2121-nucleotide messenger RNA. RefSeq lists its product as hypothetical. Gene Ontology annotation, biological process: L-glutamate transmembrane transport; aspartate transmembrane transport; malate-aspartate shuttle. Bases 1 to 2121 code for a protein of 706 amino acids. NCBI's taxonomy places the organism in Eukaryota, Fungi, Ascomycota, Sordariomycetes, Hypocreales, Hypocreaceae. The transcript has 3 exons. Gene Ontology annotation, molecular function: L-aspartate transmembrane transporter activity; calcium ion binding; L-glutamate transmembrane transporter activity. The record is from RefSeq and is a predicted model, not a curated record.